UCUCAGAACAGACCACCUUCAGAAUGCUGCCAAAGAAAAAAAACUUUCCUAAAAAAACAUGUCCCAGAAAACUAAGGGUGGGGUUUGCAAUGACUCCACCUCUAACGCCAGGUAAGCAGUGUCAGACCGUGGAAAGAGGAAAAGGAAGUAAAUGAAGCGUAGCUGUGGUCAAAUACUCCCCUAAAAAAAUACAGGUAUAAUGGGGCAAAACCAGAGGCAGUGUGUACUCCUCCUCCUGGCUUUCUUUGGUUUCUUGAGCAAGAGCUCUGGAUUUAGAAUAUGUUCAUACAACGUGCAAGAUUUCAACGUCUCCAAAUUAUCUGACCCAAGAGUCCUUCAUCUUCUGACAAAGGUUUUGUCACGCUGUGAUGUGUGCCUUCUGCAAGAGGUGAGAGACCUGGAUGGAAAAGCUAUGAAAGUGCUGAUUUCCUCACUCAACAGAUAUGAUGAGUUCAGUUAUAAAUAUGUGGCCAGUAAAGGCUUGGGUGCGGAAGGAGAUGAGCAGUAUGUGUUUGUAUACAGAACCAAAACUGCUAAAUUGGUGGACAAGUAUCAGUAUCCAGACACAAAGAAGGGAAGUGAAGAUGUCUUCAGUCGAGAACCUUUCAUAGUACAUUUUAAUUCAUCAAAGACAGAGGUGGGAGACUUUGUGCUGAUUCCACUGCGUGUCGAGCCACUAAAUGCCCUAAAAGAACUAGAUGCACUUUAUGAUGUCCUCACAGAGAUAAAGGAAAAAUGGAACGUGGAGAAUGUGCUGUUACUGGGUGACUUCCAUGCCGAUUGUGGAUAUGUGACAAGGGAGAGCAGAAGGGGCAACCGGCUAUUUUCAACCUUAGGCCUCUUUUGGUUGCUAAGGGAUGAUGCAGACACCACUGUCACAGACAUGACUGACUGUGCCUAUGAUCGCUUUGUGGUGCAUGGAGAGAAGUUCCUGAGAGCUAUCGAGCCGCUCUCUGCUCGUGUGUUCAACUUCAGAAAGAAGUACAAAAUCAAAAGUGCUGAAGUACUCAAGAUUAGCGACCACUACCCAAUUGAAGUGCUCUUAAAGGAGAAGUCAUCAGCCCAACAGUCAUCAGCCCAACAGCAGGCCUUGCUGCAGCCAUUUCUUCUCGUUCUCCCUCUCAUUGCCAUGGCGCUAUCUACUCUGCCUGAAUCCACAACAUAAGCCAAUGAUAGAUUAAUGUACAGUGUGAAUAUGUAAAAUCAAUAAUGGCCUCAGGCAUUAAUAGACAUGCAAAGACCAUAUAAUUAGUUGGCAGUUUUGGGAGUUGAAAAGACACUUUUCAUGUCAUGAAUGGCCUCUUAUGAUCAUUUUUACUCUCAUGUAAACAUUUUUGAACAAUUGAGGACUGUUUUGUCUCAUGAGGUCUCAUUUAUACAGUGGAAGUAGUCUUUACAAGUAAAAGUCCUGGAUGAAAAAUCCUUCUUAAGUAAAAGUACAUAACUAUUGGCAGCAAAAUGUAUUAAAGUAAAAGUAUUUGGUUGGUAUCU
Clupea harengus (Atlantic herring) is the source of this 1491-nucleotide messenger RNA. Its product is annotated as deoxyribonuclease-1-like. Gene Ontology annotation, cellular component: nucleus. Gene Ontology annotation, biological process: DNA catabolic process. NCBI's taxonomy places the organism in Eukaryota, Metazoa, Chordata, Actinopteri, Clupeiformes, Clupeidae. Gene Ontology annotation, molecular function: DNA binding; deoxyribonuclease I activity. The record is from RefSeq and is a predicted model, not a curated record.